Nelumbo nucifera (sacred lotus) is the source of this 1466-nucleotide messenger RNA. Its product is annotated as peptidyl-prolyl cis-trans isomerase CYP21-1-like. NCBI's taxonomy places the organism in Eukaryota, Viridiplantae, Streptophyta, Magnoliopsida, Proteales, Nelumbonaceae. Gene Ontology annotation, molecular function: peptidyl-prolyl cis-trans isomerase activity; cyclosporin A binding. Gene Ontology annotation, cellular component: cytoplasm; intracellular membrane-bounded organelle. Gene Ontology annotation, biological process: protein folding; protein peptidyl-prolyl isomerization. The record is from RefSeq and is a predicted model, not a curated record.
GUUUAGAGCGCUGUGGACCUGUGGUAAAGAUUUGAUUUACCUAAUUUUACCACGAAUUUCUUCAACGCUUUCAUAGCCAGCAGAAAGAAAGAAAGAAGGAGCGGCCAUUUACAUUACCGAUUCAGAGCGCUAAAAGAGCAUGUGAGUUGAGUCUGCUGAGAAAGAGGAGAGAAGCAACUGAUGGAAUUGUAAAGACCUGCAGAUAGCGAGCGAGGGAAAUGGUGAGACCGAGUGGACAAGAGAGACUAUCAUGGACCCAGGAAGAAGAGAUUGUGGAGUAGGAAGAAGCAAGAACAAUGUGUUUCCAUCUCCGAUUCCUUUUUUUGUUGCUCGUUGCUGUCAUUAUCGUUGUUCUUGCUUUUCUACCUUCUCACCGGGAUGAAGAAAUAUUGGAAGAGGUUCACGAAAUUACUCAUAGAGUAUAUUUGGAUGUUGAUAUUGAUGACCAGCGUAUUGGUAGAAUAGUUAUUGGGCUGUAUGGCCAGGUUGUACCAAAAGCUGUUGAAAAUUUCAGAGCUUUAUGUACAGGGGAGAAGGGAAAGGGUGCCAAUGGAAAAGAUUUACACUACAAGGGAACACCAUUUCAUCGUAUAAUCCCUGGGUUCAUGAUCCAAGGUGGAGAUACUGUUUAUGGGGAUGGAAGAGGAAGUGAAUCUAUUUAUGGUGGCAUGUUUCCUGAUGAGAAUUUCAGGAUAAAACACACUCAUCCAGGUGUUGUAUCCAUGGCAAACUCAGGACCCGAUUCCAACGGCUCACAAUUCUUCAUAACCACAGUUAAAGCCACCUGGUUGGAUGGGGAGCAUGUUGUGUUUGGUAAGGUAAUUCAGGGAAUGGACACUGUAUACGCAAUAGAAGGGGGAGCAGGAACCUAUAGCGGGAAACCCAGGAAAAACGUUGUUAUUACUGGCUCAGGUGAGAUACCCUUAAGCAAAUGGAAUAAGCAAACUGGCAAAUCUCGCCGAAUGGGCCUGCACCAGUUAACAUCCAUUUUAAUGUGAAGAGGAAACCCAUCGACUCCAUGGGAUUGGAGGUGGCAUCAGUUUUGGGGCUGCUAUUAUUAAUUAUUACUGUGGAAGAAGCUUAGGGGUUUGUUUACUGUUACAUACAUGUAGGCCCUACUUUGGCAAUCAACUGCAACUGGUACAAGUCUUCCUUCAACAAAGAAGAAAGAAAAGUUCGAAGCUACUGUCAUUGGCAUCCAUUCUCGGGGGAGCUUUUUGGGUGAGGAUUGGCGGUCUGCCUAGGUGUUGGUUGAUCAAAUGUCUGUGAGUGGCGAGGGCCAAUCCAUGCUUUGUUUUGCUAAUCAUUCUUUCAAAUCCUAUGGGUAGCAAAUGUCGUCUUCCUGCUUGGUGGGGCUAAUAUUACUUUAGACUCCUGUAAAAUUUUUACUCGGUUCAUUUUUUUUUCAAUCGUAUGGUCUAUUUUUUAAUUAAUUGGAUAUUGGAGUGUUCAACCCUCUUUAAACA